Molecule: messenger RNA, 780 nt
Organism: Adineta steineri
Lineage: Eukaryota; Metazoa; Rotifera; Eurotatoria; Adinetida; Adinetidae
Source: the annotation of a GenBank genome assembly
AUGCAUGCACAUUUUGCUCCUCCACUUCAAGCAGCUGUAGCAGCUGUUAUGGCUCUAUCAAAUACAUCAUCAGCUUCAUCAACAUCGGAAAGUCAUGCAUUAACACCUAUUCAUCAAACAGCAACAAAAAAUGAAUGGAUGGAAGCCAUUGAACAACAACAUUUAGAAAGAUCAUCAUUAAAUCGUUUAAUUAUCAAUUAUCUUAUUACUGAAGGAUUUAAAGAAGCAGCUGAGAAAUUUGCUGAAGAAACUGGUAUGUCAUUAAAUAAUAUUGAUUUGACAUCAGUUGAUGAACGUUUAAAAAUUCGUGAAGCUAUUGAAAAUGGAAAAAUUCAAGAAGCUAUUGAUAUUAUUAAUAAGAAAGCACCAGAAUUACUUGAUCAAAAUCGACAAUUAGCAUUUCAUUUAAAGCAACAACAUUUAAUUGAAUUAAUUCGUUUAAAUUUAAUUGAUGAUGCUUUAUCUUAUGCUCAAAUUCAUUUAGCUGAAUUUGCUGAAGAUGAAAUACUAAUGCGACAAGAAUUAGAAAAAACUAUGGCAUUAUUAGUUUUUGAUAAACCAUUAGAAUCUCCCUAUGGUUAUUUAAUGCAAAUAUCACAUCGACAACAAGUUGCUAAUGAAAUUAAUAGUGCUUUAUUAAUUCAUCAAAAUGAACAAUCAGAAUCGGAUUUAUCUAUGCUUGUUCGAAUGGUUACAUAUAUGCAAGACAAAUUAGAUAAUAAAUCUUUACGUUAUCCAAAAUUAAUUGAUAUAUCAACAGGAAAAUUAGAUGAUUCCUAA